AUUAAGUGGCGCAUGCGUGUCAGUGGAGCAGACGGACCGAAAACAGCAGACGUUGGAGUUUACCGUUCACACCAGUCACGUGGUCAUGUGAGACCAAUUUUUCAAACUCUGGAACUUAAGGAGCAUUCUAUGUUUUUCUGUGAACAAAAACUUAUACGACCGAUAUGUUCAUUUCAUUUGUUCAGUUUCUGUGAACAGCGAGUUCUAUACAUACAUAUAUAUAUAUGACAGAUACGUUCAUUUAAUGUAUUCAAGUUUUAUCGAAUAAGCUCAAUAAUUUAAAGCAAUUGUUACAAUGUUUUCUAUAUUUGGCUUUUACUGGAGUAACUUAUCUGGACACUUGCUCGUAUGUUGUAUCCUAGCUCUCUGCCAGACUUGUACGUUGGUCUCAGCGAAAUAUGGUCAAGGUUUGCCGUGCCGGCCUGUGCACCAGGAGAUCAGCUUCCCACGUGUGCGUGACGUCAACGGCAAAAAGACGUCAAUCCAUUCCAUUUCCGGUGAUACUGUGUACGUCACAUUGACGUGGAGGAGGAGGAGACUGGACAUCGUGCUACACAGGAACGAGCUGACCUCGCCAGGGACCUACAGCCAGUGGUCGCAGGAAAACGUCACAUACGCUCACACCAUCGACCAGACGUGCUUUUAUUACGGCUACCUGGCCAACGUGACGUCAUCGUCGGCUGCCAUCACGACUUGCGACGGUUUGGCUGGCUACAUCCAGACGGACAGAGAACUCUUGUUCCUUCAACCUGGCGCAAACAAGGGAACAGACGGCGCGCAGCCGCACGUACUUUACACGUGCGAGCCGGAGCAGUCAGCGCCAGAACCGGAAGUCUGGUCACGUCAUUCAGCCCAGCCCUCAGGGAGGAAGCGACGUGCCGCGGCAAAGACCAAGUACCUGGAGGUGUUGGUGGUGGUGGAUCACAUGGUCCAGGAGGCGUUGGGUAGUCGGGAGAAGACGGAGAGCUACGUCAUGACGCUGAUGAACAUUGCCAACACCGUGUACCAGCACCACAGUCUAGGGCAGGAUAUCCGUGUUGUUGUUGUCAAAAUUCUCCUUCUUGACAAGAGCCAGCAAAGACAAGUCGUGCUGGCCAACGACCCUCUCUACUCGGUCAACCUGUUCUGUAGAUGGUCGCAGCAACAAAUCCCCGCUGGUCAACCCAUGGACUAUGACGUGUCAGUCCUGUUGACCAAGGAGUCUCUCGGCCCUUCAGGUUACGCCCCCAUCACGGACAUGUGCAACCCGGCGCGGAGCUGUGCUGUCAUCAGGGACGAGGGCUUCACCGCGGCUUUUGUCAUCGCUCACGAGAUCGCUCACGUGUUUGGCGUGUUCCAUGACGGCCACGGGAACGAAUGUCACGGCAGGAAGUGGGAGACGGCCCUGAUGGCCACACUACUGGAGACCAAGCUCAACAACUUCUGGUGGUCCGAGUGUAGCCGUGCCAGGAUGAAGGAGGUCUUACAGUACAUUACCUGCCUUGACAACGAGCCCAGAAAGAUGGCCAACAAACAUUACCCGCUCAAGGCUCCAGCCACCAUAGAGAAGGUGCUGGGCAAACCCUGGAGCCUCAACUUCCAGUGUAGCCAGGCCUUUGGUCCAGGUUUCCAGCUCUGUGCGGGGUUCAGCCAGGACCCGUGCAACAUGCUGUGGUGCAGCCAUCAGACCCAGCCCCUGUACUGCCGGACCAAGCGAGGGCCCCCCAUAGCUGGAUCUGUGUGUGGGACAGACAGGGAGUGUCGCAACGAAUCUUGUCAAUAUGUCGGCAAGGAGAAACCGGUCAACGGCAACUGGGGGUCAUGGGGGUCAUGGACCGCCUGCAGCACCGCCUGUGGGGUGGGGAUCAAACAGAGGACCCGGGUCUGUGACCGGCCUGCUCCAGCUUAUGGCGGAAAAUCUUGUGAUGGCGAGGCAGAAAUCAUGGACACGUGCAAAGAUACAACGUGUAGGAAUUAUGUGGACACCAGGAAAGGAGAAUGUGCCGUCUGGGACUUGCUACUGUUGCAUGGCAACCACAGUUGGCAGCCGUUUGAAGGCCUAAAUGAUUCCUCCCUGUGCCUACAGACGUGCAAGUCGUCCCACACGGGUGAAGUGCUCACCAUCAACGUGCACGUCUCGGACGGCACGGCCUGCAGCUACACAGGCAACAACAGCAACAUCUGCAUGGACGGCGCAUGCGUGGCUGUGGGGUGUGACGGAAAACGCAACUCCACACUGAAAGAAGAUAUGUGCGGGAUGUGUGGGGGGACAGGCUCAGAGUGUAAGACAGUGCGGGGAACCUUCAACAAGAAACCAAGUUCAGGACAAGAGUACAUUCCAGUGAUAACAAUUCCAGAAAAUUCUAGAAAUAUUGAAAUUAUUGAAACUAAAUUAAGUGGCCAUUUUUUAGCCAUAGAAGAUCCCAAGUAUGGCACAUUACCGCUGAACGGGGAGAAGCGACAGUCUAAAAAUACCCGACUUGUCAUCAAUGGCGCCAUGUUCGAGUACAAGCGCUCAGGGCCCAACAGUAUGGAGAGCAUUACCUCCCCUGGCCCUCUCCGCAAGCCUCUUCAAGUGCUGGUGUUCACAAAUAACGAGCUGAGCAACACAUCAAUAUCUUUUAGCUACGUUGUACACAAGAGUGAUUUCACGUAUGAGAUGAACAACUACAAAUGGAAGUUUGAAAACUGGUCUGCCUGUUCAGUUACCUGUGGCAAAGGUGUACAGACCAUCAUACACGGCUGCUACCACAAGGACACAGACGUAAAAGUUGACCUUGAACUCUGUGCUCUGCUGCCUCCACCACGCAAGGACACGUCACCCUGCGCACUGGACCAGUGUGGCCUCGUCAGAUACCUGUAUGCCAUGGACAAGGAUUACAGCGAGUGUGUGGCCAGAUGUGGAGAGAAGGGCUACCAGCAGCAGAAGUUCCACUGUGAGAGGCAGUUCCUCAACAACCAGACCUUUGAGAAGACCUCCCUCAGCUGGUGCCAGCAUCUGGUCCCUCCCAACUACACGCAGGCCUGCAUGGGCCAGCCUUGUAGCACCACUCACAGUUUCCAAUGGCGAACCACAAGUGAGUGGUCCAAAUGUUCAUGUGGUGAUGCAGGUGUCCAGACCAUCAAUGUCACCUGUGUCAGAGUGGAAACAGUGGCCAACAAUACCCAGAAAACAGAAUCCACGGUGCCAGACAACAACUGCAAGGAUGUACCAGGGAAACCUAGCACAAGCAGGUCAUGUCAAGGCCAGCCGUGUCAAGUGACAAAAUACAGGUGGGCCAACACCUUCAAGUACUCUGAAUGUAGCACCAGCUGUGGUCCAGGGGUCAAGAGCUCCACCAUGGUGUGUGAGAGGGUGACCUUGUCAGGUGACCAGGAGAGUGUGGAGGAGGUAGACGAACAAUUGUGUGCCAAAAGUCUCAAGCCCUAUCCCAGGAAACAGUCGUGUGAGAAUGAGGCCUGCGAGGAAAAGAUCAGAUACCAGUGGCUCAACAGUUUUCAGAACUCCACAUGCAGUCAGAGGUGUGGCUUGUUAGGACUGGAGCAUGCUGAGCUGGUCUGCCACCAGCUGGCCAGCGGAAAUCAAACUGUGGUGGCCCAAGUGGCAAGUUCAUUCUGCAGCGACCUUCAGAAACCAGAGGUCGAGACACGAACAUGUCAGCUCAAACCUUGCCCAGAAGACAGCUUUGUGUACAGAUGGAGCUACAACUUCCAGAACGCCUCCUGCAAUGCCAAGUGUGGGGAGUCUGGGGAGAUUGAGCCGACGCUGACCUGCUUGAAGCUGUCCAAAGUCUUUGAGGAUCUGAUGGAGAAUGUGGAGGAGACAUUCUGCACCAACAGCACCAAGCCGUACAAGCGCAGACGUACAUGUACGGCCGAACCUUGUCAAGAUGAGCCAAAGAAAUACGUCUGGCACGCCUUGGAGGAGUGGACUGCGUGUCUUGCUGAGUGUGAUCAGACAGGGACACAGACCAGACUUCACGUCUGCCAGGAAAUUGACCCAGACGGCAGCUCACAAGAGGUCAAGGCUGAGCUGUGUGACGGCUUGCAGAAGGAGAACACAACCAGGACUUGUCAUGGCGAGGAGUGUCCUCAUUACUGGACAGUUGGGGAGUGGUCAGAGUGUUCUGUGACCUGUGGUAAAGGUGCUCACUACAGAAAGAUCUACUGCGCUGACCCAGAUACAGAUUAUGAUGAUGUCAAAUGCAAGGAUGAGCCGCCAGCCAUGUCCAUAAGUUGCACUAGAGAAGACUGUCCACAAACUGGUGAGGAGAACUGUGUUGAUUUAUAUUCCUUUUGUACUACAUACAAGGGCCUCAAAGCUAGGUGUAAGAGAGAUAAUUUUCUCAGAAAGUGCUGUCGCACCUGUAUGGACGCUGAGAGGUCAGCGAAACGAUCCAUAAAGAAACGUGGACUUAAAGCCAAGAAAAACUCCAGGGCGCUGCCCUAACCUGGUUAACUGUGUCAGAAAAUUAAAUUUUUUAACCACAGUAAUUAAAUACUAGCAUCUGUGAAAUUCCCACCAAAUAUGUAUGCGUAGCGAGGAGUUGUUUUAUUGUGUAUGUAAUGCAGCUACAAGACUUUGUGGGUUUGAUCAAAACUUGGCUUUUGUUCUCAAAAAAAAUGAGGAGUAAUUUGUGCUUCAAGUUACUUAACUCACAACCUUAGAAUGUAUUUGCAAUCAGUAUUAUUGGGAAUUGCUUCCCUUAGAUAUAUUUUCUUCAGCAACCUACC
Messenger RNA from Physella acuta, 4713 nucleotides. Its product is annotated as A disintegrin and metalloproteinase with thrombospondin motifs 2. Gene Ontology annotation, biological process: proteolysis; extracellular matrix organization. Lineage: Eukaryota; Metazoa; Mollusca; Gastropoda; Physidae. Gene Ontology annotation, molecular function: metalloendopeptidase activity. The record is from RefSeq and is a predicted model, not a curated record.